AUGUCAUUCAUCUCUAUCAUACAAACAUUCCGUACGCAACUGGAUCUGCCCCCUGAAUUGUCUUGCGAAGACGUUCUGCGUGCGGCUUACCCUUUGUUGGCCGGACUACCAUACCCCUCCGAACCAGCAGCUGUUGGUUUGUGGCCUGCUGCACAGUGGUUGGCGAACAAGUUUUUUGGCCCGUCCAGUAUACCUUCCAACGAGCAGUUCACACCCACUGUCAGGCUGCCACCCGAAUCAUUUCCCAUCGGAGAGCCUCCGAUACAAUCUGCCUUGCCUCAGGCCCGGGGAUCGCCUGCCACCAUAUCAUUCAAUGUGGAAGCGGCCAUUACCUCUCCCUCUGCGGCGGCAGUCACACACGACACAUCUGAUUCUCACGGUUUCGACUUGGCAAGCCCGUUCAUCGGUUCAGACUCCGAGUCUGAACCGGAUUUGGAUUUGACCGCGGAUGCGCCUGUGUAUGCGGAUUCGGCCGCAGACUUGGAUCAUGGGGGAUGUUCUUUCACUCGUCGUGCGGCAUGUUUCAAGGACCGGCCCUUGCGUGACCACGCCGCCCUGUUGCAGGGCCAACAUUUCCUGUCAAGAAAAGAAUGUACGGGCUAUAUUGAACGAAUCAAUUUGGAGCAUGGAUGCAGAGGCAUUAGGACUGUGGAUCCUGGCAGACACUACUUUUAUAACAUUGUGUGCCAGUGUAGUAGUUGUCCAUACUUUUUGAGAAUCCACCUCACACAGACCGCCAAUUCUUCCACUACGAAUUACUGGAUUGUGGAUUGCUCAAAGA
This is a messenger RNA of Guillardia theta CCMP2712, 781 nucleotides long. RefSeq lists its product as hypothetical. The transcript has a single exon. The annotation marks the transcript as partial. Lineage: Eukaryota; Cryptophyceae; Pyrenomonadales; Geminigeraceae. The record is from RefSeq and is a predicted model, not a curated record.